Molecule: messenger RNA, 2951 nt
Organism: Verruconis gallopava
Lineage: Eukaryota; Fungi; Ascomycota; Dothideomycetes; Venturiales; Sympoventuriaceae
Exons: 1
Coding region: 213-2690 (825 amino acids)
Source: RefSeq, a predicted model, not a curated record
CCUCUCAUCAAUCCGCAACUGACCUUACUUACAAUACAAAUACGUUUUCAGUUUGAUACUAUUGACCACCUUUUCUUGCCUUCAAAACUGUUGUUUUUCUAUACACUGUGCUCUUUCACUGUUACUGCUUUUUACCACGCAGCAUAAACAAAGUCAAGUUCUUCGACCGUGUCUUGGUUAAUAUGCAAAAAUACCCAGCAUAGCAUAGUGAUAUGCUCACCAACACUGCUCUUAACCCACUCAGGGUCGCAAAGCAACGCAUAACUUCAUAUGCAUCACAAUUGAGCAGUUACUCGGACGAUGUCGACAAUAUUGAUAUCGAGAAGCGCAGGAUUUCCCUGUCUGAGUCGGAAGCUUCAGGCUCCCCACGCACAUCCUCCACAAUGUCUUCGCGAAACACGUCGCAAGCAUUCGAACCAAUGCUUCGAAGCUCCCCCGUACGACGACCAAAAGCUAGAUCAGACUAUGCCCGAUCCUACCCACGGAUGCCAAUGAGAUUGACCUGUUAUACACUUCCCCCGCGCUGGUCAUCAAGGCUCUUUUCAUUCGGCCUUCUUGCUAUUCUUAUACUGUUUAUCACAAGCUUAGCAAGAUCGCAUUGGUCGAGCAUAAAGAUUGUGGAGAGCCUAGAGCACAAACCUGCUCCUCCGCCACCUGCAUGGGAGGCAUUUCCAUUCUUGAAAAGAUAUCAUGGAGGAAUACGAACGUUGGUUGCCAAAUCGGAGAAUAGUCCUGAGUAUCCUCAAUCAGCUGGAAGCGAGUCGAAAGGCGCGCUCCAAGAAAGUGGGCAUCAGCAUCAAAAUUCAGAGAAGGCACGUGGAACGAUCGUGCCAAGUUUGACAUUUGAUCCUUUUGGGCAGAAGAGGAGCAAAAUAGUGCCGUGCUUCCUAGAUGAGGAGAAAGGCAUUCGUCCCCCGGAUCUUCAGGUGUACCCUGGUGUGCCAUCGGGUAUGCCGGAACCUGUAAUGGGAUCAUACGCUCUGCUAGGCCUUCGAGACGAUGUAUGCUUCGAUAGGUACGGUCGAUUAGGCCCGUAUGGGUUCGGCUACAGCAAGAAAAUGGGAGGAACUGGUACGGGCAUGGAUGGCGAUCGCGAAGGCAUCGAAGCCAUAUGGGCGAAGGAUGACUACGUUGAUUACAGCAAGGUCAAAUGGGCCCAAGCAAUUAAACGCUGCGAGGCUGCCAACAAGCAUCGUUUUGAGCCUUUGCCUUCGACUCAACGUGCUAAUUUUUACCAGACAAUGGGAAUUGGAGGGCCGGAGGACGAGGAGCCGCAGAAAGAGGACCAUAGGAAGAACAUACUUGCAGAGGAAACUCCUCCCUUUGCGAAAAACCGUACUCUCCCGCGCACGGCUGUCGUUAUCCGGACUUGGACCGGUUACGAAUAUGAUAAUGAGGAUCUGUUUUACUUGCGCUCUCUCGUUGCAGAACUUUCGCUUGCAUCUGGCGGCGAAUAUAGCGUCCACUUCCUCGUUCACGUCAAGGACAACAAUAAACAGAUAUGGGCUGAUGACGCGACAUACCAACAGGUUCUUGAUGAUGCACUCCCUGCUGAAUUCAAAGGGAUGGGGACUCUGUGGAGCGAACGGCAGAUGGAGCUCAUUUAUGGUGGGCUAGAAGAAACGAACUAUCGGAAUCUAAAAGUGCAUGGCGUAUAUCGCAGUACUUUUCAACCUCUGCAGUACUUCGCAAAGCAGCAUCCGGAAUACGACUUUUACUGGCAGCUAGAAAUGGACAUGCGUUACACGGGACAUUGGUAUCACCUUUUCGAUCGUAUCUCGCAAUGGUCAGCACAACAACCACGAAAAGGUUUGUGGGAACGGGACGCACGUUUUUACAUUCCCAGCGAGCACGGCUCAUGGGAGGACUUCUCCCAUAUGGUUCGCGUGCAAACAGAGCAUGGAACUGCCUCGAAAGCCAAUAUGUAUGCACCUUUACAGAUCAAUCCUUCUGUUCCAGAGGAAGUAAAAGCUGAGCUCGAGCCAUCUAAACCCGAGAAGCCGAUAUGGGGACCAGAGCCGCCCAUAGAUGACCAGCUCGAUACGACAAACGAUCCCAAGCCGCCCACCUCCGAGAAGGAGGACAAGCAUGAAUGGGGGGUGGGUGAAGAAGCAGAUCUUAUUCUCUUUAACCCUAUUUUUGAUCCUGAAGGGACGAACUGGAUACUCGCCCAGGACGUAACAGGUUACAACAAAGAACACGGCCUCCCGCCUCGUCGCGUUGCGAUUAAUACCUUCGGGCGAUAUAGCAAAAAAUUGCUUUUGCAGAUGCAUGUAGACACACUUUUUGGUCGCAAGAGCAUGUUCUCGGAAAUGUACCCGGCAUCCACGUGCUUACAUCAUGGUUUCAAAGCCGUCUAUGCUCCUCAUCCCGUCUUCAUUGACCGCCGAUGGCCAACAUCUUAUCUUGCUAGCAUUUUCAAUGGUGGUCGCAAUGGCGCAGCAGGAGGGGCGCGACUGUCAGUCUUCAGCGAUGAAAGACAGCAUAAUUUCAGGGGUACGACUUGGUAUUAUGAUGCUGGAUUUGCACCAAAUCUUUGGAAGAGGUGGCUGGGAUUGAAGGUAGACAAUGAUGGCGGAGAGCAGGAAGAAGUCCUUGGAGAGGGCCGGAUGUGCCUUCCUGCCAUGAUGCUGCAUCCAGUGAAGCACGUCGAUCUUCGCGUCGAGAAGGUCAUCGGUGAUGAAGGCUGAUGUCGUUUUAUAGCUUUUUUAUUGCACGAAGGCGUUCUAUCAUGGAAUUGUUUGAACCGUAGUUUUGUGCGUCACGGAAUUGGUGCUUGCACCAUAGCAGAGUAUGCUCAUGCCCUAGCUAACAAAUCAGGACGUUCAGCUCAAGAAUUAGAGUAUUUGACAAAUCAAGCGCUUUAAACCCAAGUAAUUUCAGAUGUAUGCUAUAUGGAAUGCUGAGACUGGGUUCAAUUGACCAUCUUAAUGUGAUGUAGCCAUGUGAAG